Molecule: messenger RNA, 912 nt
Organism: Cordyceps fumosorosea ARSEF 2679
Lineage: Eukaryota; Fungi; Ascomycota; Sordariomycetes; Hypocreales; Cordycipitaceae
Product: arrestin
Exons: 1
Coding region: 1-912 (303 amino acids)
Source: RefSeq, a predicted model, not a curated record
AUGCCGUCAUCCAACACAAAGGCCCGAGCUGCCGCACUGGCACCAUCAAUACACCCCAGAAUCACCCAUCAUCGCCCGCCCUCCUCCUCCUCUCACAGCCCUGCCGCCUCUCCCCACGUCGACAUCCGCAUCACCAACCACUACGCCGCCAAGGUCUACACCACCGGCGCCGUCAUCACCGGCGAGGCCGUCCUACGCACCGCCCGCGACCUCCGCUUCGACCGCGUCGCCCUACAGCUCGUCGGCCUCGCCGCCACCCGCAACUACAUGGCCCCCGAGGUCGGCCAGGUCCUGCACCGCUUCCUGCUCCUCGACAUGCCCGCCGCCGACCUCGCCGCCGCCCUGCCCGCCGACCGCGUCCUCCGCGCCGGCCGCCCCUACGCCCUGCCCUUCCGCUUCGUCGUGCCCCGCCGGCUACCGCUCGGCGCCUGCGCGUCGGCGCGCCGCUGCGAGCACCCGGCCGUUAGGGAGCACCACCUGCGGCUGCCGCCGUCCGUAGGCGGUGCGGACGCGGCGGCCGUUUGGGGAGGUCGCGAUGACGGGAGUCCGGAGACGGCCCGCGUGCGGUACUGCGUGUGCGUGGCAGUCCUGCAGAGGUCUUUCGGCUGGGCCCCGGAUCUGGUACCGGUGCUGCGCGCACACCGUGAGGUCAACGUCCUGCCGGCGUACGCCGAGGACCCCCCGCUGGAUAUCCAGUCGGGCGGUGACAAGGCCGGCGAGUACAGGCUCGCGGCGUCCAAGACGCUGCGCAGGUCGCUGGUGACGCGGAGGCUGGGCGUCGAGGCGGGCGGAGGGGCGGGAGGCGGGGGGCAGGUAGGCGAGGAUCUCGGCGAGGAUCUCGACGGGGAGCGAGUUCAUGGCGGCAGGGUGGGGAUAUUGGACAAGUUUGCGUGCUGCUGGAUGGAAAGGUGA